Messenger RNA from Protopolystoma xenopodis, 295 nucleotides. The record is from the annotation of a GenBank genome assembly. Lineage: Eukaryota; Metazoa; Platyhelminthes; Monogenea; Polystomatidea; Polystomatidae.
GUUGAGCAAGAACUAUUGGGGAAGUAUCGCGACAUCGACUUGCAGUUCGGUCCAGCAUUCGGCGGUGGGACAUACAAAGACAAUUUCAGUUGCUGUUUGCGCCUCGUUCCCUACGAGAACACCGUCCUGGCUCCUUUGCUCUACUCCCAUGACGUCAAGACCCAGCAGCAUCUAUGCCAUCCACAAGGACAUUGCAAUUCCCCUGGAAUACUUAAAAGCAUCGAAAAAAGACAAAGUAUUCUUACAGCCAAAGACGCAUCUUUAUAUUUUUACCUACCAGAAUAAGCCUGGAUAA